Molecule: messenger RNA, 1824 nt
Organism: Dacryopinax primogenitus
Lineage: Eukaryota; Fungi; Basidiomycota; Dacrymycetes; Dacrymycetales; Dacrymycetaceae
Product: iron permease
Exons: 2
Coding region: 28-1770 (580 amino acids)
Biological process (GO): transmembrane transport
Molecular function (GO): transmembrane transporter activity
Source: RefSeq, a predicted model, not a curated record
UGAUGGUCGCGCUCAUGAACAGCGCCCAUGUCGUCUCCUGUGCCCAGCUACGGUGCCACACAUAAUACGACCGUCGACGAGGAAUCCAAGACCAAUGGCGAAACUGCAACACCCGCCACUAUCAUUGCCGCUGUCGAGGAAGACGAGCCUGCCGCGCUCGAAUCAAGCAAUAUCCUUCAAGGGAAAUUCAAGCCCGACCUAGGCUUUUGGAUCAUCUUCGUUUCCCUCGCUGUUUGUAACUGGCUCGCAGCGCUCGACCUGAGUUGUAUCGCAACUGCUCUCCCAACGAUCGUAUCCGACCUCCCGGGGUCAACAUCCUUCGUUUGGAUCGGGUCCGCCUAUGCGCUCGCCUCUACAGCAAUUGUACCGCUCCCGGGGAACCUCGCGAACGUCUUUGGCAGACAGACGACGCUCGAGGGGUUCAUAGCUCUCUUCAGCAUCGGCUCUGUCGUGACAGGUGCAGCGAAGAACAUGAACACGGCCAUCGCAGGACGGACAGUGCAGGGCAUAGGAGGAGGUGGGAUGCUUGCACUCGCGAAUAUCGUCGUGGCGGAUCUCGUGCCUCUCAGGGAAAGAGGGCUAUACGAGGCGAUCAUGGCGUGCGUGUGGGCGGUGACGAGUGUGCUGGGGCCGCCUAUUGGAGUUGCGCUCGCGCAGACAGGACAAUGGAGAUGGCUCUUCUGGAUGAACCUACCGCUGUGCGCAGGGGCAGCGGGCAUGGUUGCCUGGUUUCUGCGGCUUAAGCGACCACCUGGAUCGUGGAAGCGAAAGCUCAGGCAGGUGGAUUGGAUAGGGAACACAAUCAUCAUUGGUGCUGCUGCAUCAGCGAUCCUCGCUCUCACGCAGGGAGGGAUUGACCACCCAUGGUCGUCGUACCAGAUCAUCGUCCCCCUCGUAAUCGGGCUGGUCGGUGUCGUCUUUUUCUUGAUCUACGAAGCCUUCCUCAUGCGAGGGGAACCUAUGGUCCCCCUGUCGCUCAUCUCCAACCGCACGAGCCUGUCCGGUUUCGCAGGCGCCUUCGUACACGGCCUGGUCUCAAUCCUGCAUGUCUACUACCUCCCCGUCUUCUUCCAAAGCUGUAUGCUCUCCAGCCCUCUGGGAUCUUCUAUCCAGCUCUUCCCGACCGCAUUCACGACUGCACCUUUCGCGAUCGGUGCCGGGCUCAGCAUAACCGUCACAAAGCAUUACGUGACGCAGAAUGUCGCUGCCUGGGUAGUGUGCAUCAUCGGUUUCGGGCUACAGUCAACCCUCACGAAGGACAGCAGUACGGCCGCUUGGGUGGGUUAUCAAGUGCUCACGAGCACAGGCCUGGGCGUCCUCUGGAUCAGCACGCAGUUCCCUGUGCUCGCCCCCCAGCCCGCGAGCCAGAAUGCGAACGCCCUCGCUUUCCUAUCCUUUGUGCAUGAUGGUGCAAACACUUUCGGCGUCACUAUAGGCGCUGCGGUGUUGCAGAACGAGCUGCUCCGUCUCCUCCCCCCGGUAUUCGGGACACUCUUCCCCAAGGGGGUGGACAUCGCCUACGCUGCCAUCCCACAGAUCCCCAGUCUGGCCCAGCCAUUGCAGGACGAAGUCCGCGACGCCUUCUCCGCAAGUCUGGCAAUGUUGUGGAAGAUCACGGCAGGGCUGUGUGGUCUAGGCCUGGUGACUAGUCUGUGGAUGAGGCAGCUGAAUAUGACGGCUGCUGUGGAUGAAGAUUGGGGGAGACAGGAGAAGAGGGACGAAACGGUGCCGCUUGCUCCUGCUGGAGAUCGAAGGGAUGAAGCAGUGUGAGGUGUAUUAUUUAGGAUAAGAAUGAGAUUAGAUGGCGAUAAAUAUUAUCAUCGG